AAAUAAAUGAAGAAAUUGAUGUGGAAGAAGUGAAAAUUAAACAAGAAGAGAUAAAUGAAAAUGACAAUGUUGUUGAUGAUUUGGAGCGGAGCCCAGAGCAAUUGAUAGGAGUUAACGAUGAUAUUUUGGACGACAAAUCAUGGGUUGUUGCGUUUAUGAAGCGGGAAAUGGAAGGUGUUUUAGAAGAGAAUUUGAACUUCAAUGGUAAUGAAGGUGCAAACCAGAAUUCUGUUGAAAAAGAGACUCCUGCUUCUGAUGAAGUUGUAAAAUCUCUCAAGCAUAUGGAUGACAUUUCAAGAGUGCAAGAAGGUGGCGAUAACGAGGGAAACAUUGACAAUGUCUUGAAAUCACCUGUGCACAUGGAUAAUUGUUCUAGAGUUCAGGAAAGUGGUGAUAAGGAAGGGAAGGGUGCAAAUGGUGUGAAAAACGACGACUACAAUGAAGAUAACAAUGCCAUCCAAUCACCUGGACACAUGAAUGACUUUUACAGAGUCCAAGAAGGUGGUGAUGGGGAAGGAAAGAGUGCAGAUGAAAGGGAGGGAAAAGAUAAUGUAAAAAAUGCAGAACACAGCAAAGGUAAGAAUGUUAUGAAAUCACCAGGGCAUCUGGAUGACUUUCUUAGAGUCCGAGAGGGUGGUGAUGAGGAAGAGAAAAGAGUGGAUGAUGUGGAAGAUGAUGAAGAUAACAAUGUCAUUAAAUCACCUGCACAUAUGGAUGACAUUUCUGGAGUUCAAGAAGGCAGUGCUGAGGAAGGAAAGACCGUGUGUGAAAGGGAGAGCAUAGAUGGUGUUAAAGAUAACAAAGGCUACAAAGUUAACAAUUUCAUGAAAUCACCAGGGCAUGCAGAUGAAUUUAUUGGAGUCCAAGAUGAUGGUGAUGAGGAAAUGAAGAGUGCAGAUGACAGGGAAGAUAAUGGAGAUGGUGAAGAUAACGAAGUCAUGGAAUCACUUGGGUAUUUGGAUGACUUUUCUAGAGUUCAAGAAGUAAUUAAUGAGGAUGGAAAGAGCGCAUGCGAAACGGAGAGCAUAGCUUGUGCAAAAGAUAAUGAAGUUAACAAUGGCAUGAAAUCACCAGGGCCUGCGGGUGAAUUUAUUGGAGACCAAGAUGAUGGUGAUGAAGAACUGAGGAGUGCAGAUGAUAUGGAAGAUGAUGGAGAUGGUGAAGACAACAACCUCAUGGAAUCACUUGGACAUUCAGAUGACUGUACUGAUGUCCAAGAAGGUUGUGAUGAAGAAGGGGACAUUGCAGAUGAUGUGGAAGAUAAUGAGGACAGUGAUGAUACCGAUGAGGUUGAAGAUCCUUCUCUAACCAGCUCAGGGAAACAAAGGCAACUAGAAAUCCAUGUGACAUCUGUUCAUGUUAAAGGGCUAGUGAAAUCCUGGAAUGUAAAGAAGCUGGAAGAGCUUUGCAAACAGUAUGGAGACAUCAUAAAUGUUUGGUUACCUCGAAAUUUUGGUGCUAAACACAAGGAUUUUGGAUUUAUCGCUUUUAGUUCUCAUAAAGGUGCACUUGCUUGUGUGGAAGGGAUCAAUAAGACACAGCUUGGAGGAGAAACUAAGGUUAAAGCUGACCUUGCCAAGACAAGAUUUAGAGGUGCAGUGCAGAAGAAAAGGAGAUGGGGUAAACAUCAUGCAAAGUACGAAGAGGUUGAAACUGAAAUAAAAGCACAAGCUCAUGGUAACAAGUCCAAGGGAACUAGAAAAGGAGGAAGGGGCAUUGCUAAAGAAGAGAUUCAAGCUCCUUCAUUGUUGAAUAGUACUAAAGAAGGCAAACCAAACAAUCAUCGAACCAGUUUCAGUGAAUGUCAGGAUGCCAACUCAGUAAAAACAGCUCGUAAGAUAAAGAAUUUGCCUCAAAAAAGGAAUGAUCGUGGGAAGAGAAAGAUUGACCAUGAUCUUAGUAGUAGACAAUCAAAGAAAUCUAGAGGUAAUGCUCAAGGUAGGCAAAUCAAUAGAAAUUCAGCGAGGAAACCUCACCGCGAGGAGGGGAGCAGCACAAUUUCUGGAUCCAAGAGGCACCGAUCAGAUAUGGAACCCCAUGCUGGAUAUAUAGAACCUGCUACAAGGAAACCAGCUCAACAUUAUGCAGGGUAUGCUGAGGCUGCUCAUUGCCAUCAAGGGCAAUCUCAUUUAAGUUACCUUCAACACAGCUUUCAGAAUCAAAGCCAACCUUCUGUUAGAUACAUCGAACCUGGCCUUGGAAGACAAGCCUUACCUCAUGCAGGAUAUAUUGAGCCUGCUGCAGAAAAGCAAGGCUUUGUUGCUAAUGAUCAUAGUUUGAGAAGAGAUGGCAGGUACAGUGGUCAAGGCAACCAGGGAUCUGCUUAUGUGAGAGAGUCAGGUGUUCCAUCUUCCUAUGCUCAAUAUUACACAAGCAUCUCUGUCUAUCAGGGUGUUGCUGGCGUUAGUAGGUAUCAUCACAGCGGUGGAACAUACCUGCCUCAUCAAUAGUACUAUUGAAUAUUUGAUAGGUAGAGCCUGAAACAAUAUGGCUCUUCUAGGUAUCUCCCAUGAAAAUCAACUUAUUUAUCGACUCCUCUUCUCACAUGUAGAUUUUUUCAGAGGAAAUAAAUCACUGUACGUUUCACAUUCA
Messenger RNA from Populus euphratica (Euphrates poplar), 2592 nucleotides. RefSeq lists its product as uncharacterized. The coding region runs from base 156 to 2450 and encodes 764 amino acids. NCBI's taxonomy places the organism in Eukaryota, Viridiplantae, Streptophyta, Magnoliopsida, Malpighiales, Salicaceae. The transcript is spliced from 9 exons. Gene Ontology annotation, molecular function: RNA binding. The record is from RefSeq and is a predicted model, not a curated record.